Messenger RNA from Rhopalosiphum maidis (corn leaf aphid), 2658 nucleotides. It is a transcript of the gene AIF, whose product is annotated as apoptosis-inducing factor 1, mitochondrial. NCBI's taxonomy places the organism in Eukaryota, Metazoa, Arthropoda, Insecta, Hemiptera, Aphididae. Gene Ontology annotation, biological process: mitochondrial respiratory chain complex assembly; apoptotic process. Gene Ontology annotation, molecular function: NAD(P)H oxidase H2O2-forming activity; protein dimerization activity; FAD binding. Gene Ontology annotation, cellular component: mitochondrion; cytoplasm. The record is from RefSeq and is a predicted model, not a curated record.
UAAAAAUAAUUUUUGUUUAUUUUUUCAUUUUCAAUAAAUCAAAAAUGAAUAUAUGUUCACUUUGGUUAUUUCUCAUGUCCCAAACAAAUUCGAUUACAAAAACCUCAUUCGCCUGUUUGUACGCAUGUCCGCGCGGUUACAUCGUAUACGCUGCCACCACCACUACCCGCGCCACAGCCGGCACAUUAUAGGCCGCAGUGCUUCACCUUCAAUUUUCAACGUUCCAUGAGAAAUGCCAUUCGGGUUAGAUGUAGGUACCCAAGUUUUCCUGUCGAACACAUUUUGUUUCCUAAACGUUCAUUGAAGAUUGAACUAUCGAUGCUGAACCGUAUAUUAUGAACUCUGAAGCCGUCAAACCGCGAAUGUGAUAUUAUUGUAUUUGUAUAAUAAUAUUUUAAGUGUACAUCCAAAUUUUGUAGUCAUUUUGUUGUCAUUACCAAAAUAUAGACUGAGCCAAAAAUCUUAAAAACGUCCGGCUUAUUGACGACAAGAAUAUUCUUUUUAAAUUUUAAUCAGCUAUAGUAUUAAAUAGCUAUGCUGUCCAAGCUAAGACUUCUCAGACCGCCGGUUUCCCCAGGAUCCAAAAUAUUAAGUGCAUGGGAAAGUAAAAAUUAUAGUGAUAAAAAGAAUGGCAGUGGAAAAAACAAUAGAGGAAAAACUCCUCCAUUAAUACAGGUCAUUAAACCUGUUAAAAACAAUUUUUCAAAAAAAACAAAAAAAAUAAAUGAACCAGUCAAUUUACCUAAAAAAGAAAUUAUAAUACCAAAAUAUAACGAAUAUCCUCUAAAAACUUACCCUUUAGUGGCUAAGGAUGAAUUUAGUACCAAUUCAAAUUCAUACUCGACAUCUCAUUCUUCUGAGUCUGAAAAAAAUGAUGGUUGGCAGAAUGAUUCUAAAAAUAAACAAUCUUUUCGUAAUUGGAGUCUAUUUGGAGGAGCUAUUAUUCUAUCGGGAACAUUAUAUGGUAUCUAUCAUUUUGAUAUAAUGAAACAGAAAAAAGAUGAUAGCAAUAUUACAAAAGAGACUAUAAAUGCUAAAAAAACACGUAAACUGGUUCAAAUUCCUUCAUUAUCUGAAUCAAUACCAGAUAAUAUACAGUAUUUAUUAAUUGGUGGAGGUACAGCUUCUUUCUCAGCAUUCCGAGCAAUAAAAUCUGCAGAUCCUACUGCCAGGGUUUUAGUUAUAUCAGCUGAAGGUUAUCUUCCUCAUAUGCGUCCCCCAUUAUCUAAAGAGUUAUGGUAUGGUGAUGAUACUGAAAUGGCUAAAUCGUUAAGCUUUCAUCAAUGGAAUGGUACAUCUAGAAGUCUAUUUUAUGAACCUGAACCAUUUUAUACACCUGUUGAAGAAUUAACAACUGCUAAAAACGGUGGUAUAUCACUAGCAAGAGGCUGGAAAGUAGAAUCAAUAAAUGUAUCACAAAAAAAAGUAAAGCUAAAUGAUGGCAAAGAAAUCAGUUAUGAUAAAUGUUUAAUUGCGACUGGAUCUAUUCCAAAAACAUUAAAAUUAUAUGAUGAUGCUAGUGAAGAAGUUAAGAAUAAAUUCUCGGUAUUUCGGUCCAUCAGUGAUUUUGAAGAUUUAUGGGAACAACUGAGUCAUAUAAAAUCUAUUGCCAUUAUUGGUGGUGGAUUCUUAGGUAGUGAGCUUGCGGCUUCAUUGGCCAAUAAAGGAAAAAAAAAUGGAGUUAAAAUUUAUCAAAUAUUCAAAGAAAAGGGUAAUAUGGGAAAAGUUUUACCUAAUUAUCUUAGCCAAUGGACUACUGAAAAAGUUAGAAAUGAAGGCGUUGAAGUUGUGACUGAAACAGAAGUAGAAAAUUGUAGUUUAGAUAAUGAACAACGAGUUAAUUUGGUAUUAAGUAAUGGGAAAAAUAUCUCUGUUGAUCAUGUAAUAAUGGCAGUAGGUGCUAAACCUAACACUGAACUUGCUGCUGAUGCUGGAUUAGAAAUUGAUUCAAAACUUGAUGGUUAUUUAGUUAAUUCUGAAUUACAAGCAAGAACAGAUUUGUAUAUUGCUGGUGAUUGUGCUUGUUUUUAUGACAAACAACUUGGAAGGAGACGUGUUGAACAUCAUGAUCAUGCUGUUAUAUCAGGCAGGUUAGCUGGUGAAAAUAUGGCUGGUGCUGCAAAACCAUAUCAACAUCAACCUAUGUUUUGGUCUGAUAUUGGACCUUCUGUGGGUUAUGAAGCUAUUGGAAUUGUAGAUUCGUCUCUAAUAACAAUGGGUGUAUUUGCCAAAGGAAACCAUAAGGAUCCAUCACUUUUGGCUAAUGAAACUGACCAAAAUACCUCAACCAAUAAAAAAGAAAUAAAUGAAGAAUUAGUAUCCAAAAAUAAUGAGUAUAUUUCUGAAAAUGAUUACAACAAAGGUGUUGUUUUUUAUUUGAAAAAUGAUGUAAUUGUUGGAAUUGUAUUAUGGAAUUUGUUCAAUCGAAUGUCUAUAGCACGCCAAGUGCUUAAAUCUGAUAGAUGUUAUAAAGAUCUCAACGAAGUUGCUAAACUCUUCAAUAUUCAUGGUGAUUCUUCAUGAUGCCCACACUGAAUUUAAUGUUAUUUUACAUUGUUUUACUGUUAUACUAGUAUUUUUAAUACUAGAUAGUAUAAUAAAAUAUGAAAUCCUUUCGUAUAUGUAAAAAUUAAUAUAUUUUUGUAUAGACUGAUUCUA